Molecule: messenger RNA, 3375 nt
Organism: Babesia microti strain RI
Lineage: Eukaryota; Apicomplexa; Aconoidasida; Piroplasmida; Babesiidae
Exons: 1
Coding region: 1-3375 (1124 amino acids)
Source: RefSeq, a predicted model, not a curated record
AUGUACAUGGUAUCAGAGCCACCACAUAGAAUCCGCCUCCAUUCUGCAGUCAAUCCAUAUUAUGCAUCAAUAUCCUCUGAUUGCUCGCAAGCAUUCGUGUUUAUAUCUACGCCUAAUACUUUAAAUCUUUACACGGCAAACAUAGUAUUCGAACUCAUCUCUCAAUACACUCUCACUGAUGAACAAUCCCAAGAAUUUGGAUUUAUUGUGGAUAUUAAAUCAUCGCAGACGCUUCCACUGCUUGCAGUGGUGACGGACAAGGAUUUUCUGCUAAUUCUGACGUACGAAAAGGAUAUGGUGGAAUCGUUUGACAAGUCAAACUCCGAUGGUUCCAUAUCUAUACCCGGAAGCACUGCAAACUUUUCCAGCUUCCUAGUUUCUGGUGAACUCCAUCUACUUAUGGUCUUUUCACUAGCAGAACUAUGCUCGCCACCAAGUAGCAAAACACUCCAUAAAUAUAAAAGUGCCGGUGAAUCUACAUCCACUAUUGCUGCUAAAGAUACUGGAAUAUAUAGCGUUCAUAUGUCAAAUACUUCUAACGUGGCUACGACAUGGGACAAAAACUCGUUGGUCAUAAACUCCCACGCCUAUCUCCUGGCAAUUGACUUUGAUAAAAUAGCCUCCUCCCAAAUUAAGGUAGCAAGCUUAGAUACAUCCACAGAUACACUUUCGCUUACAAUAAAUGCAAAGGAGGUCUAUGUAGGGGAGAAUCAAAUCGGUUUGGUGCUUGUAACGCACGAACCAAACAUAGCAACUAAUAGUAUAGGCAAUAGCUUGAAUUUAUCUACGGCCAACGCGGUCGGCUCAUAUGAUAAUCAUAUAUUCUUUAGGGAUGCGUUGAACAGGCUGAUUGUCAUUGGACACUCUGGUGCUACAGUCGUUGCAGAGGGCGUGGGACAGUUUGCCAUAUCGCACAUUAUCGCAUACAGUACUGCCGUCGUAGGCACUGUGGAGUUUAGCAGCAAGGCCAAGUCUGGUGUAUUGGAAAGGGGCGGUAGUGUUAAUGUCCAAGGUGAUGUUAAGAUGUUGAGCUGGUGCCCCCAAGGCCGUAUUUUGGCUAUUGUAUACAGAAAAUCAGUUGAUAAUGGAGGCAUGGAGAGUGACCAUGACUAUCGCAUAAGCUUCUAUGGAACCGGAUGUAAUGGUUUGAAUAACUGGUCUAACGCUAUAACUACUACUAAAAUUCAAGUUUCAGAGGUUGUUAAUAUUGCCUGGUCCAGCUUAGGGCUCAGGUUAUUCAUGGUAACUAUGGAUUCGAUCUACCUAUUCGACGUAUUCAGAGGUUCGGGUUGGCAUUCUGGGCAAUCAUACACCAGCAGCUUAUUAAUUGGCCCUUCAGCUAUUUUAGUUCAGCAGUCAAACAAUUGCAUGUUUUGUGGAUAUGCCGAGCGUCAAUUUCUCUGGUACGACUAUCCUUUGUCUAUUAGUUCGUUCUGGCCAUUCAUUUUAGCUUUUGGAAAUCCCUCCCUUAAUUUAUUGCUCAUAAGAUCCUACAACGGUGCACUUCUCCUGUGCUGUAGGCAGCAGGAUUCAUUAGGCGAUACAUCGCAUUUUAUUACUGACAAACGUAUGCAUUUAGACCGUAUGAGAAAGGAAUCUUCGAAUGAGGCUAAUCAUUCGAAGAUUGUUUACCUAAACAGGUAUUGGAAAGUGCUUGAGUUUCAAUCUGAGGCUGAAAAUGUACAGGAUUAUGAAUCUCUUCCUUGCUGUUGGAUUGAUGAUGACCUGUUCCUCAGUGUUGGGAUUUCAUAUACUAAUUUACUAAAUCAUACGAUGAAGAUUUGUAAAAUAGCCCAUGAAACAGUUACACUAUUGGCGCAGAUAACGAUUAGGAGGUCUCCUAUUAUCGCAAAAAGGAUUGAUUUUAUAGAUCCCUUGGCAACUCCUGUUGUUAGUGGCGGAUCCAGCACUAAUGUAUUUUUUUACUUGGUGACCCGUUUCGACAAGGUGGAUAUUUAUAACUGGCUCAGGGGUACGGAUAUAAUCCAACUUGUUUUCCAAAUUGAUCUAUCUUUCCCUAACAAAAUAUUUACUUCAGGUAUGCCAUAUGCUGAAACAGGUGGGGGUAAGGUUGACGCCGAAAAUUCUUCUUUAGGCAAUUUUCCUAAAACAUCAACUAACAGACAAUCUACGAUUGGAAAAGGCAUCGACUAUUUGCAUAUUAAAUCUAUAAAUAUUCAGUCCAUAUGUAUACAAAUAGAAUUGGAUAACACCUUCAAAUUGUCCAUUGUCACUGAGAAUGAAAUGGUGAAGGUUGUUAUAGUUAAUGGACAAGCUACAUCAGGCUCAAUUCACAAAAUCACAGAAAAAUGGGUCACUCGUGAUGGGGGGUUUGCUAGCCAUAAUGAUUCACACACACUUUGCAACACAUGUAAUCAUUUGACACUUAGUGGAGAACAUUCCAAUGCAAAUCCUACCAGUGGCAUUGGAACGCGUAAUUGUGUAGAUUAUUUUGCUUUGGAUUGUACAAAGCAUCUGUUCGAGGUGUCAAAAAAGCAUUUUGAGGAAAAUGGUAGGUUAGUUGAUUUGAAAUUGUUGGAUCGAAAAGAACAGGCUUGCAAUGGCAUGCUCAUGCGUAUUUGCAGGAUGGCCCUAGAAUACGAAGCGCUAGAUGAUUCUAUUUUUGAAAUAUUUGAUUCAUUUAUUGCUUCAAAAGACUAUCUAAAUGCAUCGUUGAUCCUCAUCUGUAUACAGGCAGUGUCUGGCGUUAGUGGUAUGAUUUCCAAAUUCGCCAAACCUCUACUGAUUCACGCUAUAAAGGCACUAGGUCGCCAACCCUCACUUGCUCAUUUGAUUCACCAACUGAAAAGAAUACUUGAAACCGCGGCCAGUACCGCCAACGAUAAAGGGGACAAUAUGCUAGAGGCCAUCAACCGGGAAAUUUUGGUAGCAGCAAGCGGAUACGUCUUCUACGACUUUCUCGGUCUAUUGCGAGUUGUAUUAUUGUUGGAAUUGCCCCUUGUAAAAGUGCUGUCCUGCGUGAAGUUAGAAUGGAGGCUAUCCGAUUGCGAAACUCACUUUGGAAGUAGAGGGGUAACGCUAAAUGAAAUGUUCACAGCGAUCAAACGACAAUUCUUUACCAAUUAUGGCAACGCAAGCAGCAUAGAUAACUGCAAGGCGCACAUUAGUGACAAUAAAUUGAUUGACACUGAUGGGUGGUCUCUAUCGGCCGUUUUCGACCUAUUGUUGCCCCUAUACUAUGUGUGCCGGGAGGCUGGUGCAAACGGGUUGGCCUUUGUAAUUGCCCUGUCCGUAGGGGAUAAAAGCCUGGCCCAGCUGUCUGUGAACGGUCACAUUGCUAGAGAAAUAGAUCGCCUCGAUCCUGAAUGUGGCAAAUGCAAUCAAGCCAAGCAGAUGAUCUCUCUCAUUUUUUAG